This is a messenger RNA of Symphalangus syndactylus (siamang), 4338 nucleotides long. RefSeq names its product potassium inwardly rectifying channel subfamily J member 5 (gene KCNJ5). Gene Ontology annotation, molecular function: G-protein activated inward rectifier potassium channel activity. The record is from RefSeq and is a predicted model, not a curated record. Lineage: Eukaryota; Metazoa; Chordata; Mammalia; Primates; Hylobatidae. Gene Ontology annotation, cellular component: plasma membrane. Gene Ontology annotation, biological process: potassium ion import across plasma membrane; regulation of monoatomic ion transmembrane transport.
CCAGCUACAGCUCCUCCGUGGGGUCAUGGCAGGGGCUGGGGAGUCCCCUCAAAAGCCCUGAGCGCCCCCUGCACCGCCGCUAAGGGACACCCCAGAAGUUAGCAUCAGUGGGACUCGGAAGCUCUGAUCUCAACAAGUAAGUUCAUCCCAGCUAUGGCUGGCGAUUCUAGGAAUGCCAUGAACCAGGACAUGGAGAUUGGAGUCACUCCCUGGGACCCCAAGAAGAUUCCCAAACAGGCCCGCGAUUAUGUCCCCAUUGCCACAGACCGUACGCGCCUGCUGGCCGAGGGCAAGAAGCCACGCCAGCGCUACAUGGAGAAGAGUGGCAAGUGCAACGUGCACCACGGCAACGUCCAGGAGACCUACCGGUACCUGAGUGACCUCUUCACCACCCUGGUGGACCUCAAGUGGCGCUUCAACCUGCUCGUCUUCACCAUGGUUUACACGGUCACCUGGCUGUUCUUCGGCUUCAUUUGGUGGCUCAUUGCUUAUAUCCGGGGUGACCUGGACCAUGUUGGUGACCAAGAGUGGAUUCCUUGUGUUGAAAACCUCAGUGGCUUCGUGUCCGCUUUCCUGUUCUCCAUUGAGACCGAAACAACCAUUGGGUAUGGCUUCCGAGUCAUCACAGAGAAGUGUCCGGAGGGGAUUAUACUCCUCUUGGUCCAGGCCAUCCUGGGCUCCAUUGUCAAUGCCUUCAUGGUGGGGUGCAUGUUUGUCAAGAUCAGCCAGCCCAAGAAGAGAGCAGAGACCCUCAUGUUUUCCAACAAUGCAGUCAUCUCCAUGCGGGACGAGAAGCUGUGCCUCAUGUUCCGGGUGGGCGACCUCCGCAACUCCCACAUCGUGGAGGCCUCCAUCCGGGCCAAGCUCAUCAAGUCCCGGCAGACAAAAGAGGGGGAGUUCAUCCCCCUGAACCAGACAGACAUCAAUGUGGGCUUCGACACAGGCGAUGACCGCCUCUUCCUGGUGUCUCCUCUGAUCAUCUCCCAUGAGAUCAACGAGAAGAGCCCUUUCUGGGAGAUGUCUCAGGCUCAGCUGCAUCAGGAAGAGUUUGAAGUUGUGGUCAUUCUAGAAGGGAUGGUGGAAGCCACAGGCAUGACCUGCCAAGCCCGGAGCUCCUACAUGGAUACAGAGGUGCUCUGGGGCCACCGAUUCACACCAGUCCUCACCUUGGAAAAGGGCUUCUAUGAGGUGGACUACAACACCUUCCACGACACCUAUGAGACCAACACACCCAGCUGCUGUGCCAAGGAGCUGGCAGAAAUGAAGCGGGAAGGCCGGCUCCUCCAGUACCUCCCCAGCCCCCCACUGCUGGAGGGCUGUGCUGAGGCAGAGCUGGAUGCAGAGGCUGAGCAGAAGGAAGAGGAUGAGCCCAAGGGGCUGGGUGGGUCCAAGGGGGCCAGGGGCUCGGUGUGAGGGCUGCAGCCUCCCUAAGACCUCCUGUCACUGGCUUCAGUGAACACAGACACUGCAAAGCCUGGGACCAGGGGAGGGGAAUUGUUGAGUGUCCUGUCUGGGCGCUCAGGAGCCAUCAAGGCUGGGGGGAGGAACCAUAAACCCAGGCCUCAUGGCUCCCAGCACAGGGCCUCCCUGAGCCAGUGGCAUCCUGCCUGGGCCUCCCAUGGCAGUGCUGCCUCUUGUGGGUGCUGGCUAAGGGCCAGGCCAGUAUGAAUUUCCUCGUGGUGAAUGUUACGGGGUGGCAUCUGUUCUCUCCCUGCCCUGGGUCUUCCUUUCUUGGGUCUUACAGACCCCUCCAGGGGCUAACACCUAGAGGGAACCAUCACCUUGUCCCCUCAUUCCUUCCACCCUGAGGCUUGCUGUGGAUUCAGAGAGGAGUCUUACCUGAUGGGAACUCAAACCUCUAGUCUGGGAUGAGCUCACAGAGCCCUCAUGGGUUAAGAUGCAUCCAUGUCACAUAGGCAAUUCCGUUUAAAUCAGAUACCCAUGACCCAUUACUGAGAGCUACAGAGCGCACAGCCCUUGGUGUUCUCUGCUGUUCUCUGCCAAGUGUGUGUGUUUUUCCUCUGCUGUGUUCUGUGUGUCCAAUGUAGCCUAUUGGAAAAUCGGUCUCAUUAGAGUGACUCUUAGAAGGUGGCCUGGGACUAGACAGCCCCUCUGAGCACAUGCAUAGUGGCAUCAGCAGCUUCCCGGCCUACUCCCAAUCACACUGUGCCCUGCACCUCCCACCAAGGGGGAACCCCAGCAGCUGGGGCUUUUCUAGUGCUUUUUGGCCCAAGAAUCUCAGAGUGCAUCUAAUCAUCACAGUAGUUUUUUUGUUUUGUUUUGUUUUGUUAUUUUCACAAUCUCAGUGAGCCUGUGGUAUGACCUGGGGAGAAAGCUGAGUGUCAGGGGACACAAUGAGCCAGUUGGCCCUGAAACAGGAAUGGGGCAAAGAGAAAGGAGAGCCAGGAGCAUUUAAAAAUCAGCAUCUGGGCCAGGCACGGUGGCUCACGCCUGUAAUCCCAGCACUUUGGGAGGCCAAGGCGGGCGGAUCAUGAGGUCAGGAGAUGGAGACCAUCCUGGCUAACACGGUGAAACCCCGUCUCUACUAAAAACACAAAAAAUUAGCCGGGCGUGGUGGCAGGUGCCUGUAGUCCCAGCUACUCAGGAGGCUGAGGCAGGAGAAUGGCGUGAACCCGGGAAGCGGAGGUUGCAGUGAGCCGAGAUCGCACCACUGCACUCCAGCCUGGGUGACAGAGCGAGACUCAGUCUAAAAAAAAAAAAAAAUCAGCAUCUGCCCCAAUUGUGGCCGAGACACUCUGACCUCAGGGCUCAGCACCUUUGCCAUCAAGGCAGAUGAUGGGAUGUGAAUCAAAAGUGACAGGUGACUGCAGUGGCACCUUCACUAUCAAGCUCAGCCUGGACCAAGCUCCCAGCCCAGUGCUGAAAAGCCCCUGAGCCUCCCUCCACAGGCAGAGUUACAAGGGAGAGGGCUGGGCAGGAAGGGCAGGGAGGAUGCCUGGGGAAGGCGAAGGGAGUGGCUGCCCCUCCCAGGCUGGAAACAAGAGGGCAAGGGGAGUCAGCAGGAGAAUUCGGGGGCAGGGUGACUCUUAAGAGAAAAAGAGCAGAGAAGAGCCUGAAAAUCAGCAACUUCCAGGGCUUUCCUGAUCUGGAGGCCCAAGAGCAAGGGUGGAGGGGGGCAGAUUGUCAGGUCCCGAAAUGCGUGUUCACACACGCAGGCUUCGGGUUAGCUGGCCUGACAUGGAGAGAGAGUGCCAGUGUUCCCAGGCCACAGAAUUAUGGAGGCCUCACCCACAGUCUUCACAGCUCUCAACUAGCCUUUGAGAAUGGAAGCCUUUUCCUGCCCUGGAUAUGGCACUUCUUCCUGGGAGAGGAGCAGAGCCACAGAGAGGUAGGAAGUUGAGGCAGAGCAAAGGGAAGGCUUCAGAGCUCAGGCCUGGUUCAUCUCAGAUGCGUUUUCUAGGCCUGGGGCUGGAAGGAAGAGGAGUGGGGCAGCCUGGGACGGGAACUGCCUCUGUGGGCUGCCCACUCCCAGGAAGGGGCUCCGUAAGCUUUGCUCCUGGGCUGGAUCUUGAGAGGUGGGCAGGGUGCCAUGGCCAAAUGAGGUCUUCCCACCAGUGGCAGGGCAUGGAGUUGUGGUCCCAGGCCUUGGAGGGAAUGGGGAAUGGGCUGGAAGCAGACAGUGCCCCAGCAGGGGAGCUGCAUGCCCCCAGGAUUCUUGGACAGGCAGCCCAUCACUAAGGUUGGGUGCCCUUCGGCGGAGCUACAGUUGGAACCCUCCAGCCAAGGCCAGCAUCUCGCCUGGGGCUCCCUGGACCCCAGGGUUACUAACAGCAAAACCAUUCCACACCCCCUUGCCAGAUCUAAGCCUGUCUUAGGACUAGUCAGUGUCCCCAGGUUAGAGCCCAUGGGGGUCAACUAAGCGACGGAGGGAAGGUGAAGGCGAAGCCGGCCUUGCACCCAGACAGCGCCUGGCUCCUCCCCACAGCUGCCUUCAUUUAUGACUCUGAAACAUCCCCCACCUGACCAAGGGAGCCACUCUCCAGUUCUCUCACCCCACCAGGGCCCUCCGUGAGCCAGGACCAGGUCACAUCUCUCAGCCGAGUCUAAAAGCUCUGGGUAGGGGAGAGGAAGCGUGCAGAGGGUCCUCUGCCAAAGCUCCCUGCCUGGCCUGAGCCCAGGCAUACUGGGAUUAGUGCAACACCGCCCCGGUGUGCCUCCUCUGCCUUCUACCAUGCCAAUUUAAAAGCAAGAAGACCCCCCCCUUCACAUCCUGAGGAAAUCCCCUUCCUGGUGACCAGUUAAUGCAAUGAAAGUUUGAAAAGUUCUUCAUUUUCUAGAAGUUCUUGAAUAAACAUGGACUUACUAAAUGCAGAGUCU